ACAUCACCGCCCACGAGCUGAUGAUGACAGCAGGUCAGGCGGCCUCCUCUGUUGUGAUCCUCAGCUCAGACAGACAGACACACAGGCGGGGCGGAGACAUGGAGGAAGACUGGAAGUAACUACUUCAAGCUGCUCUACUACUGCGGUAACAGCCCGCUGUAUGAGAUAAGAUACCGGGGAAGCUGGCAGCUCUGUACGGUACUCGGUUCCUCCCGGUGGACAUGGAGGUACCGGCGGAGGGAGAGGCGGAGGAGCGACGGAAGGAGCACUGGAAGCUGCUGUCCAGUCUGAAGACCACAGUGGAGGGUCUUCUGUCCACCAACAACCCCAACGUGUGGUCACGUUACGGCGGCCUGGAACGGCUCCACAAGGACAUGAACAACAUCCUGAGCCAUGGAUUGAAGAAUGAGCAGGUGUACUACAAGCAGAGAGACUAUUGGCCAUUUGUGUGGUGUGUUCGCUACAUCAGCCCCCACCUCGCCUCACACGUUGAACAGUUCAGUCACCUGGAGCCGGUGCUGACCAGCGGGAUUCAGAAUGCUGGUGAGAGCUACAAGGCCGAGCGCUGGCUCCUUCACAGCUUACAGGUUCACAUGCUGUCGCCUCAGCUCCGACCUCUGCUCCGGCAUCUGGGGCAUACACGUAAAUACUAUAACGAUGCUGCCUUUCUGCUGAGCGAGCCCCACGUGACCGCCAUGUUCCAGUGUCUGGAAGCUGUGGAGCAGAAUAACCCCAAACUGCUGGCCCAAGUAGACACUGUCGGGCUGUCCCCUCUGAAGAGCCCACCAUGUCUGGGCCUGUUGAAGAGCCAGAGCCUGUGUGUGCUGCCAGGAGCUGGUGGGGUUUGGAGGAACGCUGACUUGGCUCCCGGAAGAGAAUCUCUAAAUCGCAGACUCACCACCUCCAACUGCUCCCUCCGAGAAGCAGUCACCACCAGCCACAACUCUGGGAACACUACGGGAGCUGGAUCCCAAAGCAGCAACAGCACAAACACUACCUCUUCAGCCAGCAGCCCGGGAGCUCCCUGGGUGUGUGCGUCCAGGCCAGAGGAGAGCGAGCGGGGUGUGACACCUCCUCCUGGUCUGGUCCCUGUCCCGUGCAUCUCCCUCACAGAGUCCCCCUCGCCCAACUCCCUUCAGCCUGAGGCCGGGGACUCUGGUGACGGCGAUUACGAUGAUGGUCCGGAGUACCUGGCUAUUGGUAACCUGGGGCAACGCAGCCGCUGUGACUCCCGAAACUCCACCCACAGCAGUGAGCCGGGUGCCACCCCGGACCAGUCCCUGCAACGGAGUUCCCUAGCUCUAGCCCCAACCCCACCCAGACGCUCCUCUUUCUCAGAGGGCCAGAGGGGGCCGGGCCGGGGGACCCGAGGACACACCCGCUCGUUUUCUGACACAGGGGUCAAUCAGAAACUCAGGAAUGGAGGGGGCCACCGAAAAAUCACCAUAAUAAUAGAAGAUCCGGUAGCAGAAUCGACAGAGGACGACUGCUGCAUAAAGAACUACAGCCCUUUCUCACCUCAGCGCAAGGAUGUCAGCUCUCCUAGCUCCCUCUACAUGGAGUCUCAUGGGUCCCAGUACAACAGCAUUCCAGAUGGGAUGUUCAGGAAGCCGUCAGAGGGUCAGAGCCUCAUCAGCUACCUGUCAGAGCAGGACUUUGGCAGCUGUGCUGACCUCGAGAAGGAGAACGCUCAUUUCAGCAUCUCAGAGUCCCUUAUUGCUGCCAUUGAGCUGAUGAAGUACAACCUGCGGCGUCGGGAGGAGGAGGGCGAGGAGGAGGGAGACAGCGACGUUGAGAUUCAGCAGCUCAAACAGAAGAUCCGCCUGCGAAGGCAGGUGAUCCGACGCAGCCGUGUGCCGCCCUGCGCAAACUCCCAGCAACUUUUCCACUCCACUGACAGCGGAGGCUCCAGGAGGAGCUCUCAGGACUCCUGCCAGGGCCUGUCUGACUCCGGCUCAGCAGAGGAGGUGGAGGAGUGCGAACUAAGAGAUGGCUGUGAGGGUCAGUCCCUGCUGGCGGUGUCUCAGAACGGCCUCUCCCUGUCACUCGCCUCCCUCUUCUCAGAUGCAGACAUUAAGCGAAGCGUCAGCUCCAGCGGCAGGUCUUUUCUCAGCUCAGAGUCCAUCUCUCCAUCCUUCCUCCAGUCGAACUCGGCUGAGUCAGUAGCCAUGGGUUUACUCAGGCAAUUUGAGGGCAUGCAGCUUCCUGCAGCCUCAGAGCUUGACUGGCUGGUCCCAGAACAAGACGCUCCACAGAAGCUGCUGCCCAUCCCCGACUCUCUGCCGAUCUCACCUGAUGAUGGCGAACACGCAGACAUCUACAAGCUGAGGAUUCGGGUCCGAGGCAACCUGGAGUGGGCGCCGCCCCGACCGCAGAUCAUCUUCAACAUUCAUUCCGCCCCCAAGAGGAAGAUAGUUGUGACUAAACAGAACCAUCGUUGCGCUGGCUGUGGCACCCGCAUCGACCCAGAUUAUAUCAAGCGACUGCGUUACUGUGAAUACCUCGGCCGUUACUUCUGCCAGUGCUGCCAUGAGAACGCCCAGGCGGUGGUUCCCGGCCGAGUGCUGAUGAAGUGGGACUUCAGCAAGUACUAUGUCAGCAACUUUGCCCGGGACCUGCUGAGCAAGAUCGCCGGAGACCCGCUUUUCAACCCCAAUGACAUCAACAGUGGCCUGUACAAGAAGAUCAAAGCUCUGGAGGCCGUCAGGGUUUUGAGGGUGCAGCUGUUUCACAUGAAAAAUCUCUUCAAGACCUGUCGCUUUGCUAAAGAGGUGCUGGACCAGUUCGACAGCCUGUCAGGUCACCUGACGGAGGACCUUCACCUCUUCUCCCUCAAUGACCUCACUGCUGUGCGCAACGGAGAACUGGCUACCCGAAUGAAAGAGCUGCUUAAACUUGGUACCCUGCACGUAGCUGGCUGUGUGCUGUGCCAGGCGAAGGGCUUUGUGUGCGAGAUCUGCGGCAACGAAAAAGACAUCAUCUUCCCUUUCCAGCUGAACAAGUGCCAGCGCUGCGAAGAGUGCCAUGCGUGUUACCAUCGCAGCUGCUUCCGGACAGUCAAAGACUGCCCUCGAUGUCAGCGGCUGGCAGAGCGGAGAGAGAGGAUGGCGCGCAAAAACAUGGAGGAACAAGAAGAUGAGGGAGGUGGGCCCUAGUGCUGGUAACAGAGGAAACUCUGAGACAAAAGAAGAGCACAACGCGACCAUGAUUGUAGUGACUGACAACCUCUAUUUCCGUUCCAGUCCUCUCAGACCUGGGUGACAAUACUGCAAAUGCUUUGAUCUCAAGAGAUUGCCAGAUGUACAGGUUUUACUGCAUCAGUGCAUCAGUUUUGUUAAUAUGACUGUUGAUUUGCAGAUGCAUUUAGUGUAAGCUAAGCCCCUCUCACACAUGCACUUUACUUUAGGAAUAGUGGUAGUUUUUAGUCUAAGCGUAAUUUACGAAUGGGAGACUUGAGUCGAUUUUUUCCAUGACAAUUUUGUAACUUCUACAGAGAAAUUGAUCAGGCGUCGCAAUUUUCUAAUCGGGAUUUCUUGGAAAAAAACACAUGACUUUAAAAAUAAUCCCAACAUCCUAAAUAAUUAACUCCCACAAUAAUUAUUUUAAUCACAUUUCCUUGCACAUAAUAAUUAAUAAUACAGUGGAAACAGCUUAUAGUGAUCAAAGUUACAGUGAGCCGUCGCUUUAUACGGAUCAAAAAGCUUGGGACAGAAUCAUUUCUAUACAAAUGCUGUUUAAAUCAGUCGCUUAUAGUAAUCAAGUAGUCCGUUUUUGGGUAUUUUCAUAGAUGACAACAUGUGGAAAAACAUUUUAAAACUACGGAAGACUUACGUUAAUUGAAUUUUUGUUUUGUUUUUUUAACUCUACUUCGUUGAUACUUUGCUUCGCGGACCGGCUGCUUUUCCAGCUAGAAAAGGCAGAAGAAGCCAGUAAAUAGCAAAGCGCUCCGUUUCAUGACUUUGUAUUCAUGUAAUAAAUAUACAAAUAUCAAUUAGAUGGUAAUCUGCAUGAGAAAUGAUGCACAAUAACAAAAAAACGAUUAUAAUAAUCAUCCGCUUAUAGCGAUCACUAUAAGUGGUUUCCACUGUAUAGGAUUUGAAAAGUUCUGAUGUUGGUGACCCCUGGUGGCGGUAUCAAAAAAGACAUUGUGGCAGUUGUGUGAAAAAGUUGUAUGACAAAUGUGUAAAUGACAAAAUCCUCUGCCUUACAGGAAUAUAAUACGUUGGCCAUGUUGCAGUUCCGUGUGUGAAAAGGGCCUGAGAUUCACUAAACGUUUUGGCACUUUCUUCCUCUGUGGUAAAACUAAUAUAUUUGGGAUUUAAGUAGAUCAGAAAAACAAGUAUUUGCUCAGAUUACAGCACCCAGGAUUGAUAUUUACUCCUUCCUUCAAAUGCAGCUUCUGGCAACUGCUUAAACUCUGGUAAUUUUAUUGGCUACUGGCUUAGCUGAAGUUUGUUUUUGUGACCUAAAAAUGGCAGGAUCUAUUUAAAAAAAAAAUAAUCAAAUAGCAAGUAAAAAGUUUAGAUCUCUUAAGUUUUGACUGAUUUUCCAGUGCAGAUACUGUAUUUGAGCAAUCCUGCCCUUUAUGUUGAGGUUUUUAUUUUGAUUUGAAAACAUUGAAGAUAUUUAACAAAUCCUUUUCUUUCCCCUGCUCCUUACUGUCCUGUUUUAAGCUCUUUUAGCUGCGCUUAUGUGCCUCUGGGACCAAUGAACUUAGACUGGUAGAGCUAGUAGAGUUACAUUGGAGAGUUGACUUUAUAGAAGGACUGGACUUCAGAGUUUCAGAGUCAGAUAUUUUUAAUGAAACUGCAAAUGCUCCAUUUUAGUGCUGCUUUGUGUGCGUGUGUGUGCGUGCGGUUAAUAGAAAAAGCUGUGUGAAUAAGAGUGCUUGUGUGUGUGUGUGUAUGUAUGUGCACACAUGUCUACCUGCUGUACAUGCACAAAUGGUUUGCACCAGCCUAAUCAGCACUUGUUUUCUAACGUCGUAGGUUUUGAAAUAAUAGAGAGAGUCGAGUUAAUUGCACUGAUCCUGUCUGUUGUUGGGACGUCACUUUUUGGGGAUUUUUUUUGAUGUUCGUUGUAAGAACAUGUCACUGUUUCUUUCAUCGAGCUCCUGUCACCUGGGUUGCAUUACGUUGUGAAGGGUUUCAGUCCACAAUAAGAGAGCCACGGUAGUCAUACUCUUACAUGCAACAAAAUCAUUAUUAAAAAUGCAUUAAUCACCUCUUGGACUGAAAUUGUUCACAUUUAAGUGUGUUUUCUCCUCCAACAGAUGUUUAGUCUAGUACAGUGGUUCCCAAUCUUAUUGGCCCUUAAAAGAAUAUUUUAAGUUUUUGGAAAAUCUGUAUGCUAAAUAUGUAGCAGGGGCCAGCAGCUGGUUGGCUUCCCUUAGCUUAGCAUAAAGACUGGAAACACAGGGAAACAGAUAGCCUGGCUCUGUGAAAAAAAUCUGAUUGUUUUAUUUGAAGGAUUUGUAGAGUCCCCAAAAAGUAAAAAAUAUCCAGUAUUUCACAGGAAUGAAGUAGAAAUUUAAGAAAAGUUAGAAAAAAAUUGAAAAUUGUACAUAACAAAUGCUUUUCUUUCUUUCUUACUUGCACUUUUAAUAAUCUGGUGACCCCUCAGAUGUAUCUUGGGACUCUUAAGUUUGGAACCACUGGCCUAGUAUACAUUUUAGAGACGGCUUGCCUGGACUUUUUUUUUUUUUGAAAUUGGUUUAACUGCUUCUAGGGCUUAAUCAUUGUCCAGUUAGUGGCUCUGCAGUGAGUUAGAUCAACCACUAGAGUAUGUCGGGGAAGAUGUUAUAUAUGAAUUUCAUGCCAUAGUUAAUGCUAGGAAGACAGUUGUGGGAAAACAGAUAUGCAACCCACUGAUUUAAUCAAACCCUUUACCCUGGAGGGAUUUCAGCCCCUAGUACAAUUUUAUGUGUACAGACUUCUGAAUGGAUUAACCUCCAGAGUACAUACCGUCCUCAACAGACUUUGCUUUAUGUGUACGAUCCUCACGAGGUGAACACACUCCCAUGAGACAUUACUUAAAAGCAAUAAAUGUGAUAUUCUCGUCCCAAAGGCCCCGCAGACAAGUAUUAAGAGAUAAACUGCACCCGUGUUUCCAGUUUUAACCCGGCUGCUUUUAAAGGAAACGCUGAACUCUUCAGCUCACGGCUCCUGAACGAAGUGACCGCUCGACUCCUCAACUCAGCAGAUGGUUUGUCCUUGGACUGCCUUUAACAUGGAGGCGUGUGGAGGUUUAAAGUGCACUACAGAUUAAAGUGUCUAUUAUUAAAACUGUUAAUUAUUGUUAUUGUAAUUAUUAUUUGUGUUCAUUUGUUUUUGUUCUGGAAGUAUGUUGACAAUAAAAGACUGGCCAGACUGUU
Molecule: messenger RNA, 6373 nt
Organism: Sebastes umbrosus (honeycomb rockfish)
Lineage: Eukaryota; Metazoa; Chordata; Actinopteri; Perciformes; Sebastidae
Gene: rubcn
Product: rubicon autophagy regulator
Exons: 22
Coding region: 222-3155 (977 amino acids)
Biological process (GO): negative regulation of endocytosis; negative regulation of autophagosome maturation
Cellular component (GO): late endosome; early endosome
Molecular function (GO): phosphatidylinositol phosphate binding
Source: RefSeq, a predicted model, not a curated record